ACGUCCGAGAUUCGACACCAUGUUGUUUUUAGCAGCUGUUUAAUUUACGUCAUUUACGUCUGCGAUCGUUCAAUUAUUAUUCGCUUACUGUACGUGUACGAUUCACAUUGAGUAAAGUGCAAUAAGUUAAUAAUUUAUAUUCUUCGCGACGCAAUACUCACCUCUUGAUUUCAGUAAAUUGUCUUUGACGCCUACCAAUUUUCGAUUGUGUUAAUUUUUAUUUCAACAACAGAAUCCAUUGAAAUGGCAAGACGCGGACGUUCUCCAUCACCCGCACCUAGAAGGUAAAUAUUAAUUAUUUUUAUUUUCGCAUCAAACGAUACGACCGCCAUUUACAAGGUUACCCAAGCCAUUGAGAUUUUUAUAUAUAUAUAUUUAUUUCAUUGUCGUUAAAUCAAUUUAAUAUUUAACUAUUUGUAUGUAAAAUGAUUUCAUUUUAUUGUAUGUUUGAUUCCACAUGAUUUUUACCUGACCAAUAUCUGACAAGAUUUUGUUAGACUUUUUCAACAAUUCUUAUAACGUUCUGUAAAAUUUUUGUUUGCUCUGACACAUUUUUGCAGGUUUUGUGGUUACCGCUAGUAAACAGAUACUGGUUGCCCUUUGUUUUAAAUUAUUGUGUUCCAAAUGUUUUUUCAAAAUGAAUAGGUAUAUUUGAACGUAGGUACUUUUGUUGGUUAAGUAUUUGACUUUUGUCUAUCGUACAAAAAGCACAUUUUAUGGCUAUCUCCAUAUAAUAUUUGUACUUAUAAAUAACCCAACAUCAUUUAACAAUUGUUGUUAGCAUAAUGAAAAAAUCAAUUAAAACUUAACUGAUUAUUAUAUACAGUUCACUACUAAAUUAAACUAUAUUUUAACAUAAUUUGAUAAAAUAUUUUGAAAUAUUUCAUUGUUAUUUUAUGUGUGCUUAAGUUAUUUAAUCUAUGUAUUUACAUUUAAAAAAAAAAUCAUUAUCACAAAUUAAACAUUUCUUCCUAUACUUUAUUGUACUUAUGUGCAAGAUUAAUUUAUGUUGUGGGAAAUGUGUUUCUAUGUACUCCGGUUUUAAACCUUCUUGCUCAACUAAAUUCUUUAAUUCCUAUAGGCACCUAAUUAUAUUUUAAAUAUUCUAAUUCUAUAAUAAAAUUGAAUUUUAAGCUAAUUAAAGUAUUGAUUUCCAAUAAUUUUACCUUGGUAAAAUAUUUUAACUUGAUUCACUUCUUGUUCAAAAUAAGUUAAUUACACAGUUAUUUGAUAUCUAUAUUAUUAUUUUCCUACUAGGUAUUUGUAUGCUAUAGUUUGGAAUUUUUGUCACAAAAAAAAUUGGCAAGGCUUUUACCCCUUACUCUAAUUUUCUUUGUGUAAGAAUUGCACACCAUUGUGCAAUUUGAAUGAGGUCAUUAAUAUAAGUACGUUAUACAUUUAUUGUAUAUACUUAUAUAUUAUUAUUUGUAUACUUGUUACCCGCCUUGUCUUCCAAAAUUUAACUAAAUGUAGGUUUAGUGGAUACAAAUCCAUUAUCCAAUACAAUUUAAAUAGCGUUGCAAAUGAAACAUGAUAUCAACAUUUUCUGUAUAUUAUCAAUUAUAAUAGACACCUUAUCCUUAGCAUAAAUAUAAAUAAUACCAAUAGUAACUAAUUAGAAUUAUCAAUCUGAAAACUAGAAUGCUGCAUCCAAUGAAAAUUUAGUUGACAACACAUUAUAGUGGCACAAUAAUAUAAAAUGAAUGCAGUUAUAGUUUCAAUUUUUUUUUUUUUUUUUUCACUGAACUUGAAAAUAUAAUGCACUUUUUUAUUUUGAAAGUUUUGUAUAUUAUAUAAAAACAGUAUGAGCGACUAACCCUGUUAUGUCUCCAGAUGCACUUAAAAUACAUUUUUCUUUUUCCUGUUACCUAAUUGAUGUAAUUUUGCUCAGUAAAUCGAGUGAUAUUUAUGUUCAAAACAGUUUAAGCAAGUGAUUGACCCUGCUGGGUCUAUGUGCACUGGAAAAUCAUUUCUCUUCAAGUCACUAUAGCUAUUGGAAACAUAGUUUCCUAUUAAUUUUGAUUACACCAUCAUCUUCAUCAUUAAGAUGACAGUCUAUGAAGUUUUAGAUUCUUAGAGGCACGAGGAAUAUAUUAGAUUUACAAUGAUGUUUAUUAUUUUAUAAUACGUAACUUCUACCAGAAAUUUUGUCCAAACUCUCAAGUGUAAUGCUUUUUCCUGGAGCAGUACUUAAGGUAGGAUAUUUUAUGAUUUUCCCAGAGGUUUUCACUAAUGGGAAAAACAGAAAAAUGUAUUAUUUUAAAAUCCGACAUAUUAUGGCCUAUCAAAACGUGUAUAACCACACUCCAUUCAGAAUCGUUUUUUGUUAGCAAUGAUUAAUCUUUGUGUAAAGAUGAACAUUAAAUUUCCCUUUUACCUACUCAACUUCUUACGUACAACUGUAGCCCACCUAUUUUGUGAAGUAGGUAGGUAUGUCCAUCUACUUUGAUAUAACUUUCAAAAUAAAAGAACAAACAUUUUUUAAUGUAUCAAAAAACACAUUUUAAAGAUAGAAAAAAUGGGAAUGAUGCUAAACUAUAUUUGUAUAAUGUGCAAUUUAAUUUUUUCUUUUUUCUUUUUUUUAUAUAUUUAUAUAUAAUCAUAAUUGUAUUAUUGUAAUAAAAGUUUUGAAAACGAGUUUAACAUUUAAAUAUUAAAAAUAAAAAAAUACCAAGUUUCUUUAUUAUUAUUAAAAUUAGACAGAUAUCACAUCUGAUAUGAUAUGAAUUAAAAUUAUGCAACUGGUAUUAUAAAAUAGUAUAAUAAAUGCAUUGUAGUUUUCACUAAGCAUAUUCUACCUGCAAUUGGAAAGGUAGUAUAAGGAACAAUUUUGGGUAACUUUGAUCAACUUGAUAUGUUUUAUACAUUUACAAAUUUUAUAUAUUACAUAUUUUAGGUCUGCUGCUCCAGCCAGAACACAACAGUAUGCGCCAGCACCACAACACCAACCAACUCAGGUUGCACCAGCAGCCCAACCACAACAGCCUGGAUUAUUUGCCCAAAUGGCUGCUACUGCUGGAGGUGUUGCUGUUGGUUCUGCUAUUGUAUGUAUACUAAUAAUUAAAUAUGUCUAAAGUUUUAUUAUAAGUAUAUGGUUGAUUUAUUUUUAGGGACAUACAGUUGGUCAUGCAGUGACUGGUUUAUUCAGCGGCGGUAGUUCCAAUAACGAAGUCCAGCCUCAACAGGCUCAGCCAAUUCAGGCAAUGCCAAUGGAACAAAGUGCUCAACAAGGUGGAGCAUGUGCUUUUGAAAUCAAACAAUUUUUGCACUGUGCCCAGAACAAUGACGAUAUUUCAUUAUGUUCUGGAUUUAAUGAAGCUAUACGCCAGUGCAAGGAAGCUAACCGUAAGGCCUAUUUACAAUACUUAACCUAAAACUUGUAUUUAUUUUUUUAUUUAUUUUACAGGUUUGAUGUAAUUCAGGUAUAUUAUUUUAAAAAAUUCAAAACUCUAAGUAAGGAAAGUAGUUUAAAAAAACUGUUAAUUAUAUGUUCUUAAAUAUAUAAACAAAAAUAUUACCAGAUGUUGUUUGUUUUUUAUUAGUAAUUAUUCAACAUAGCUUCCGUUGUAUAAUAGAACUUAUAUUAUUAUUUAGAAAUAUGGUUUUGUUAGCUUACUGUAAGUUCCAUUGUAUGAUCUAAAUAAAUAUCAUAAUAUAUUAAAUGGUUUUCUUUUUUUAUUUU
Cinara cedri is the source of this 3682-nucleotide messenger RNA. Lineage: Eukaryota; Metazoa; Arthropoda; Insecta; Hemiptera; Aphididae. The record is from the annotation of a GenBank genome assembly.